GGACUUGAGGCGGGCGCUGCGGGACGGUGGUUGUGUCCGAGGACGCGGACGAUGGAGUGCGCGCUGGCCGUGCCCCGGCUGCCCCCGCAUGACCCGGGGACGCCGGUGCUGUCGGUGGUGGACAUGCACACGGGCGGUGAGCCCCUGCGCAUCGUGCUGGCGGGGUGUCCGGAGGUGGCCGGGGCCACCUUGCUGGCGAAGCGGCACUACAUGCGCCAGCACCUAGACCAUGUGCGGCGACGGCUCGUGUUCGAGCCCCGAGGGCACCGGGACAUGUAUGGGGCCGUCCUGGUGCCGAGCGAGCUGCCGGACGCACACCUGGGCGUGCUGUUCCUGCACAACGAGGGCUACAGCUCCAUGUGCGGCCACGCCGUGCUGGCGCUCGGCCGCUUCGCUCUGGACUUCGGACUGGUGCCCGCGCCCCCGGCCGGCACCCGCGAGGCCCGCGUCAACAUCCACUGCCCGUGCGGGCUGGUGGCCGCCUUCGUGGAGUGUGAGGGCGGCCGCAGCCGUGGCCCUGUGCGCUUCCACAGCGUCCCGGCCUUCGUGCUGGCCACAGGUAACGGGCGGGGCCCUUCCAGCCCCAGGCGGAGCAACAGCCCGGGAUGCAACUAACUACACUUGCAGUCUCUCUGGGCUGGAACCCGCACGGCGCAACUAACCACCCCGCAUGCCCUUGCAAUUAACGAAAGAUCUCGUGGUAGAUGUUCCUGGACAUGGAAAGGUGGUGGUGGACAUCGCAUAUGGUGGAGCAUUUUAUGCAUUUGUUAGUGCUGAAAAGUUAGGACUUGAUGUUUGUUCUGCAAAGACAAGGGACCUUGUAGAUGCAGCAAGUUCAGUGACAAAAGCAGUGAAAGCUCAGUUUAAAAUUAAUCAUCCUGAUAGCGAAGACCUUGCCUUUCUAUACGGAACCAUAGUAACAGAUGGAAAAGAUGCAUACAGCGAGGAACCAACCACCAACAUCUGUGUGUUUGCAGAUGAACAGGUUGACAGAAGUCCUACCGGUUCAGGAGUGACAGCCCGAAUUGCCUUACAGUAUCACAAAGGGCUUCUAGAACUGAACCAGACUAGAGCCUUUAAAAGCAGUGCAACUGGCUCAGUAUUCACAGGAAAAGCCGUGAGGGAAGCAAAAUGCGGUGAUUUCCAAGCUGUCACAGUGGAAGUAUCAGGACAAGCGCAUUACACGGGCACAGCAAGCUUUACAGUUGAAGAUGACGAUCCACUGAGGGACGGGUUUCUUCUCAAGUGACUUCUUCCAUGACGUUUAAGGGCUGUUUUUUAAAGUAAUGAUUGUCCAUAGUGAUGUUUUCUCUAAAUUAUGUGAAAACCAAUAUCCAAAUUAUACACAUAAGCUAAUUUGCAUUUUUCUAAAAUAGUACACUGUGGCUAAAUAUAAAGUCACUAUACCUCAUAUUUGCAAAUGUAUAUUGCUAUAAAUGUCACAAAAUUCAGAAUUCAGAAUGUUUUUCUAGUGAUUAAUGUAUCAGGUAAAAUUAAAACAUAGUUACUUUU
Molecule: messenger RNA, 1512 nt
Organism: Microcebus murinus (gray mouse lemur)
Lineage: Eukaryota; Metazoa; Chordata; Mammalia; Primates; Cheirogaleidae
Source: RefSeq, a predicted model, not a curated record